Messenger RNA from Cyphellophora attinorum, 1176 nucleotides. Its product is annotated as putative oxido YrbE. Gene Ontology annotation, cellular component: cytoplasm. The coding region runs from base 1 to 1176 and encodes 391 amino acids. NCBI's taxonomy places the organism in Eukaryota, Fungi, Ascomycota, Eurotiomycetes, Chaetothyriales, Cyphellophoraceae. Gene Ontology annotation, biological process: NADPH regeneration. The transcript has a single exon. The record is from RefSeq and is a predicted model, not a curated record. Gene Ontology annotation, molecular function: nucleotide binding; oxidoreductase activity.
AUGGCACCAUAUAUUCAGGAGAACACGGGAAUCGUCACACCACCACUGACGGCUGGCGAGACGGACAGUCGUAGCAAUGGCUACAUCAAUGGUCACAGCAAAGGCAACAGCAAACAGGUCCUCAACAUCGGUGUCGUAGGCAUCGGCAGGAUGGGCCAGCAACACGCCCUCAACAUCCUCAACCGAGUCCCCCGAGCCAAACUCAUCUGUGCAUGCUCACCGGCACCACAAGAUCUCAUCUGGGCAGAGACCAAUCUAGUGCCCCAUGGCGUUGCCGUGUACGCCUCAUUCGAGGAAAUGAUCAACACCCCCGGCCUAGACGCAGUAAUCAUAUCAUCCAGCAACAACCUGCACUACGAGCACUCAAAACCCUGCCUACAGCGUGGCAUUCACGUUCUAUGCGAAAAGCCCAUAUCUCAGUCCGCCGAAGAAAUCGAGGACCUGAUCACAGUCGCCGAAGCCUCCAACACCAAAAUCAUGUGCGGCUUCACGCGAAGAUUCGACGACGACUACCUCGAAGCACUCCGAAAAGUCCGCGAAGACGCCAUCGGCUCUCCAGUGGUGAUCAGAUCCCAAGGAUGCGAGAAACUCGACCUUUCCGACUUCAACCGCACAUACCUGCUUGGUGCCGGCAAGGUAUCCGGCUUCUUUCUCGACUCCUUCAUCCACGACAUCGACCUUUCCCUGGCAUUCCUUGAGGCCGACGGCCAGACGCCUAUCCCGCGAUCCGUAUGUGCACUUGGCAGCUCAGUCCAUUUCAAGGAGCUCGAGAAGCUUGGCGAUGCCGACAACGCCGUCGGGAUCAUUCAGUUCUGGGGCGGGCAGAUCUCGUUUCACUAUAAUUCGCGGACUGCUGCUGCUGGGUACGAUAACCAGACUGAGGUCUUUGGCACGAAAGGCAAGAUUUCUGUUAAUCUGGUGUCGAAGCGCAAUCGGGUGGAAGUUUCCGAUGGCAAUGGAAUCCAUAUCGAAGCCAUGCCCGGAUGGGCCGAUAAGUACAAGGAGAGCUUCGUGGAAGAGGUGGUCCAGUUCGCCGACGCGAUUCUCCAGGAGAGACCGCUGCCGGUACCGAUGCGGUCAUGUGUCACGAGUUUGAGCAUUGCUAAGGCUCUCCAGGACAGUCUGCGGUCAGGGAAGAAGAUCGAGUUUGAUGAGAGUGGACGGCGUUUAUCAUAG